This is a messenger RNA of Rhodofomes roseus, 2133 nucleotides long. RefSeq names its product PhoD-like phosphatase-domain-containing protein. The transcript is spliced from 9 exons. The record is from RefSeq and is a predicted model, not a curated record. Lineage: Eukaryota; Fungi; Basidiomycota; Agaricomycetes; Polyporales; Fomitopsidaceae. The coding region runs from base 1 to 2133 and encodes 710 amino acids.
AUGGCCAACCUCGGCUACGCGCAAGCCGCGGUAUCGACCGCAUUCCGCGCAGUUGCCUAUGUCUUCCUCGAAGUGAUCCCCCAUUCUGCAGCAAAAUACGUGCUCUCGGUCUUGUAUGUAGCUUACCUUGUGUUGUACUCCCUCCAACCACCACCCGCCCUCGAGCCAACGACGAAAGAGGAACAUUCGAACGGCGAGGCCAAGGUCCCCUUCCCCACCGAGGACACAACCAAAGAACUCGUAGAAACGAAGACAGAGUCUGAAGACUCGAAGCCCUUGCCCUCGAUCCCCACCCCUGCUGAAGAGUCUAGCAGCCUCACUGCCCUGUUGUUGUCUCUGCCUACCCCGUCACGCCCGCUACGACUAGCGAACCUCUUUAUCAACACCCUGCUCGCCGCCGCCGCACUAGAGUUCAUCACAUACCCGUACUUUGACGACGCUGCAGGCGUGGUCUACACCCGCGUCGGCGCGGUAUACCCGGAUGCUGCCAAAAUUGUCGUCCGCUACCCCGGACUUGUCGGGUUCAACCAGACGAACGCCACUGUGCAGCUUGCCUGGAGGCAGGUGCCGAAAUCGGGAGCGGUCGAGUCGGACGUGUGGAAGGAUGGUCCUUCUGCGCUCCUUAGUGAAGAGCUGGACUGGGUGAACACUGUCAAGUUGUCGAGUCUGUGGCCGAGCACUACCUAUGAAUACACGCUUCGCGACGCCAACAAGACCCAGCUCCCCUACCCCUCGUCACCCAUUCGCUUCCGCACCUUCCCGGACCCUUACCUCAACAGCGGCGUCAACUUCCGCUUCUUGGCCUCAUCUUGCAUCGUGCCCAACUUCCCCUACACCCCGCUCCAGGGCCGCACAAUUAAAGGCUUCGACCUGCUAGCGGACUACCUCUGGCCGAAGAACACGCCCGGCAAGUUCACGAUGCCGCCUCCUAGCACGAGCACGCCCACGCCUGCAGAGACGGAGUCUGCCGACGAGAGUGCCGCUGGGACGUCGGCGUUGGAUCAGCCGGAGCCCACCGCUGCACCUGUGUUCUCAGUGAAUGCUCAGACGGUGGAGCCGGUGGCUAGCAAGGCGCCGACGGAGUUCAUGAUCUUUAUGGGCGACUUCAUCUAUGCGGAUGUGCCGAUCUACUAUGGAGACGAUAAGGAGGCGUACCGUCGUUUAUACAGAAGGAACUAUCAGAGCCCCAGCUUUAGAAAGGUUUACGAACGGCUUCCGUUCAUUCACACUUACGACGACCACGAGAUCAUCAACAACUACGCUGGGCAUUCCAAUGACUCUUCCCCACCAUUUGCGAACGCGAACGACGCCUUCGCGCUGUACAACGCUCAAGGCAACUACGAUUCUUCCCAGCAGGGCGAGCACUACUAUGACUUCCGCCAUGGCGACGUAGCGUUCUUCGUCAUGGACACGCGGAGGCACAGGUCCAUCAUUGAGGAAACCGACGAGCCCAGCAGGACCAUGCUCGGGGAACAGCAGUUGACGGCGCUGUACGACUGGCUCGGAAGGGUCAACAACACCGCGACGUUCAAGUUCAUCGUCAGUUCCGUGCCAUUUACCGGCCUCUGGACGUACGAAGGGGAGUACGAGACCUGGAACGGCUUCCAAUAUGAGAAGGCGUCGCUCCUCAACGCGUUGCACACCGUUCCGAACGUCAUCCUCCUCUCCGGUGACAGACACGAGUUCGCCGCCAUCGAGUUCCCGAGCGCGAACCCCGCGCGGACGGUGUACGAGAUUUCGACGAGCCCGCUGAGCAUGUUCUACAUACCGCUGAUCAGGACGCUCAAGAAGCAGAGCGAGGAUGUAAUCAAUAGGACGAAGGAGGUUGUGAAUGUGCUUGAAGAUGGAACCACGGAGACGGUGAUCGUGACGGAGGAGGUGCCGCAGGAAAAGGUCUUGAAGUAUAUUGCCGACGGGAACUACAAAUGGUCCUCAAUUGAGGUUGACACCAGGGACCGACAGAACCCUGUGGCCAACAUAGACAUCAUCAUUGAUGGAAAGAAUGCCUAUUCGUUGACCAUUCGCGGAGAACCCGUGAAACUGUCGCCCUCGAUGGCAUUGGGCGCAUAUGUGCCUCAAAGUUUCAAGGGAGUGCUUGGAAAGAUCGGGCUAAACCCUAGCAGUUGGUUCUGA